Molecule: messenger RNA, 2220 nt
Organism: Chelonoidis abingdonii (Abingdon island giant tortoise)
Lineage: Eukaryota; Metazoa; Chordata; Testudines; Testudinidae
Source: RefSeq, a predicted model, not a curated record
AGGCUUUAUUAUCAGUGUGGGGCUGUGCAAAUGGAGGAGUGAGUCUGGAUUGCUUCCGAACUGGGCAGGCAGGGAGCUCUGCCAGGCAGGCAGCUGCCCUGCUGUUUAAAGGACACCCACACUCAUUUUUUCUUUGCAAGGGGUGUGCGUGUGUAUGUGUGUGUGGGGGGAUCAGGGGCUCCCCCCCAGACAGGUGAGCCUGGAGACAUUUUUCUCUCCUCCCAGAGGCCGGGGGGAGGGACUAGACAGGGAGGCUGAGCAAUAACAUGACACAUAAAGGGAUGGGGGAGAAAGCGCUGGAGAGCAGAGGGAGAAAGGAGGCUCCUGUGUGGGGCAGGGGAGCAGCCAGCCGAGCCCAGGCUUGCGGGAAGCCUCAUUAGGAGACAGAGCAAGAAGGGAGGCGUCGAUCAGCCAGGGGUGGGAGGAAGGGGCGCUAGGUCCUAUCCAAGGCUCGGGGAGAGCAGAGGGGCCAGUAGGUUAGUCGGUGACUAGCCAGUGCAAAAGCUUUGCUUCCCCCAUCACCCCCCGGCCCCCAGCUAAGAGCUGCUCGGUGCAUUUCUCCCCUCCCCCCCCGCCCCGCUUCAAGAUGCCCAAUUUCUCCGGGAACUGGAAGAUGAAGCACUCGGAGAACUUCGAGGAGCUGCUGAAAGCUUUGGCUUCCCUCGCCAGUGCCCUUCUCACACCAAGCCCCCUCUCCUGUCUGAUCUACCAGCAGGAGACAGUACAUGGUGGCAAUGAGUUCCAUAGGCACGAGUGUGGGGCAUGCGGCAUUGCUGAGAUGCACAAGAAUUGUCUGGUUUCUGCCCCCCUGAGCCUGGCCAAAUGGGAAAGUGAGAACAAAAUGGUCUGUGAACAAAGGUUGCUGAAAGGGGAAGGGCCCAAGACCGGCUGGUCUAGGGAAAUGACCAACGAUGGAGAACUCAUUCUGACCAUGACAGCCGACGACGUGAUCUGCACACGGAUCUACAUCAGGGAGUGAUACGCCCCGCUGGGCAGCGGCGGGUACUCCUGGCACCGCCGCCUUCCCGCUUGCCAAUUGCAGUCUCUCCGCUGACCUUCAGUAACCAUUCCGCUGGACUCCAGAGUAUCCCGUUUACAUGAUGCAGGCCAGCGGCACUGCUCCACUUCAUAUUCCACUAUCAGCCUGUCUCCUUCCCCCUCCCGCUGCUCCUCCCACAGCCUCUCUUUGUCCAUGCAGCCCACAGAGCAAUGUGAACUCCUCCCAGGCCCUCGUCCAAGUGGGUGACACAGAGGGUCACCAUGUAUCCACCCCCACCUCUGCUAGAGAUGACGCUAACGAAGCUGUCACUCCCAGCCACAGGGGAUUUGCCUGAUUUGUGCCAAGAUGGGUAAGGGGCCCUCUCAGCCAGUUCACGGUGGGCUCUGGAGAAUGCUCAUCUUGGUCUGUGCUCUGCUCGGAGAUGACCCUGAGCCAAAGCCUGCUUUCCAUCAGCUUUGGUGGGCUUUGGAUCAGGCCCAUGUCCUGAGCAAACCCAGCCGUGCCUUGAAGUCACGGGAAUCAGGAUGUGAAUUAGCAGCCCAGGGCUUGCUGGGCAGAGGGUUCUGCUUUGCCACUUCUUACCGAUUUUUGGGCUCCUGGAGUAUGAGCCAGGUUAUGACAAUGAGGGCCACUCCGCACUGAUUUAGCCACCAGCUGCCAAAAUGCUUGGCAGUUCUGAGAUGCGUCUGCAUUUCCAGGUGCUGUAUCCCCAAGACCUGAUUUUGGGUUAUUCCAUUCCUGCAAGUGAAGCUGAGGUGUGGGGGAAUGGGUUCAGGUGGCUUUGCCCUCCUCGUAUUCUGGUGCUGUGCCCAGCCCACGCUGUAAGUUAGAGCAGCCUUAGGGCUGCUCUUCAUUGUCCUCUGCCCUCAUGGCCUCCCAAAUGCAGGGAGUACCUGUAGUGCACUGCACACUGGCAAUACCCCCAAUUUCCUCUUCUCUGGGAGCAGGGCUAGUGGAGACCCCUUACCCCUGUGGGAGGCCCACUGGCAGUUGUACUAGAGGCAUGAAUUUAAACCGGCACAGACCCAUUGGUGCAUGCUUUCAAACCAGAAUAAGAGUGUCCACACGCAGGAGUUUGCCCUGAUUAAAGUGAACUGGUUUUAAAACCGAUUUCAGUUCAACUGGUGCAACUUUCCUGUGUAGACAAGAUCUUCAUUCCCGUGGGACAAACAGCUUAGCAGCAGUGCGCUGAGGAGAUCAGAUUCCCUUCUAGAGUGGGU